Messenger RNA from Ambispora leptoticha, 574 nucleotides. The record is from the annotation of a GenBank genome assembly. NCBI's taxonomy places the organism in Eukaryota, Fungi, Glomeromycota, Glomeromycetes, Archaeosporales, Ambisporaceae.
AUGGAUGAAGAUGACAAGAAUUCUACUUCUUUUUUCAAGAAUACCAUUGAAUUAUUUCAACUUAUUGACGGAAGGAAAUAUCAAAAUGGCAACAAGCCAGUUUAUCUGCUACCAAUGGAUAAUAUAGAAGCCGAAAGAUUAAAUAAAUUGCAUAACAUUGUACGUUAUAUAUUUAAAGGGGAUUUUUCAUCUCCACUUAAAGAAUCCAUGAAAUCUGGCGGCAUAAAGACUUUAGACAUUGGAUGUGGUUCGGGUUCUUGGAUCGUAGAUUUAUCAACCGAAAACACAUUAUCCACUUUCAUAGGAAUCGACAUGGUGCCGAUUUUUCCCAAAAACUGUCCACCUAAUUCCGCUUUUCUCCAGUGCAAUGUACUGCAUGGUAUACCAUUUCCUGACAAUACUUUUGAUUUUGUACAUCAACAAGGUCUUCGUCUGGCAUUCACCCGUAAAAAUUGGAAGACGACAAUAGAUGAUAUUUUAAGGGUCACCAAACCAGGAGGAUGGGUAGAGUUUUGUGAAAUAGAUUCUUAUGUACGUAGUACUGGAUCAAAUAUGAAAAAGCUUACUAAUGCAG